Scomber scombrus (Atlantic mackerel) is the source of this 4547-nucleotide messenger RNA. It is a transcript of the gene katnal1, whose product is annotated as katanin p60 subunit A-like 1. The record is from RefSeq and is a predicted model, not a curated record. Gene Ontology annotation, biological process: microtubule severing. NCBI's taxonomy places the organism in Eukaryota, Metazoa, Chordata, Actinopteri, Scombriformes, Scombridae. Bases 67 to 1557 code for a protein of 496 amino acids. Gene Ontology annotation, molecular function: ATP hydrolysis activity; microtubule severing ATPase activity; microtubule binding. The transcript has 11 exons. Gene Ontology annotation, cellular component: microtubule cytoskeleton.
GUAACACUCGGCUCAAUACUGAACCUCUGACUAAAAAAAAACAGCACCAGUGCACAAGUGCUUUUCAUGCAGCUGUUAUUCAGCAUGAAUUUGGCAGAGAUAUGUGACAACGCCAAGAAGGGCCGUGAGUAUGCUUUACUGGGGAACUACGACUCCUCAAUUGUGUACUACCAGGGCGUAAUUCAACAGAUCCACAAGCACUGUCAGACCCUCAGAGACCCUGCACUCAAAGUCAAAUGGCAACAGGUCAGCAAGGAACUGACUGAGGAGUAUGAGCAGGUUAAAUGUAUCAUGGGAACACUGGAGAGCUUUAAAUCAGAGAAGCCACUUGACAUCCUUGCUCCUCAAUCAGAGGAGAGAUCUGAGGACCCAUCAGUUUGGCCGCCACCUACCCCUGCAGAACACAGGAAUCCCAUUGCAGUGAAGCGUCCCAACAGUGCAGUGAAGCAGCAGAGGAAGGAGUCCCCUGGUCUGCAGCAUCGAGGGGCAGGGUCAGGUGGGCGUGGUCAGGCUAACCCUAAACCAGACCGGCCGGGUUUCAGAGAUGCCCGAGGCACAAAAGCCAAAGACGACAAGGGAAAGAAAGGGGUUGGAGAUACACCCGGGGAUGUAGAGCAGAAGAAGUUUGACGGCACGGGAUAUGACAGUGACCUGGUGGACUCAUUGGAGAGAGAUAUUGUGUCCCGUAACCCUAACAUACACUGGGAUGACAUUGCUGAUCUGGAAGACGCUAAGAAGCUGCUGAGAGAAGCAGUGGUGUUGCCGAUGUGGAUGCCUGACUUCUUCAAAGGCAUUCGUCGCCCCUGGAAGGGUGUGUUAAUGGUCGGCCCUCCAGGGACAGGGAAGACCAUGUUAGCCAAAGCUGUGGCUACAGAAUGUGGGACUACUUUCUUCAAUGUGUCCUCCUCCACCCUUACCUCCAAAUAUAGGGGCGAGUCUGAAAAACUUGUCCGUCUGCUGUUUGAAAUGGCCCGGUUCUAUGCACCAACAACCAUCUUCAUAGAUGAGAUUGAUUCCAUCUGUGGCAGAAGAGGAACAUCUGAUGAACAUGAGGCAAGCCGCAGGGUCAAAUCAGAACUUCUGGUUCAGAUGGACGGUGUCGGGGGAGCCAUGGACAAUGAUGAUCCUUCUAAGAUGGUGAUGGUCCUCGCUGCCACCAACUUCCCCUGGGACAUUGACGAGGCGUUACGACGACGGCUGGAGAAGCGAAUCUACAUCCCCCUGCCGACAGCUGAGGGUCGUGUAGAGCUUCUAAAAAUCAACCUGAGGGAGGUGGAUGUGGCUGCUGACGUGGACCUGGACCUCAUCGCUGAGAAGAUUGAGGGCUACUCAGGAGCGGACAUCACCAACGUCUGCAGGGAUGCAUCCAUGAUGGCCAUGCGUCGUCGUAUCCAAGGCCUGAGCCCCGAGGAGAUCCGAGCUCUGUCCAAAGACGAGCUGCAGAUGCCAGUGACGAUGGAGGACUUCACCCUCACGCUCAAAAAGAUCUCCAAGUCUGUGUCUGCUGCCGACCUGGAAAAAUACGACUCCUGGAUGGCUGAGUUUGGGUCAGUAUAGAGACAGAUACCAUUUAAACUCAGAGGGACCAGAACUUUUAAAGAAGCACUCGCAGUUUUGACAAUGAUGAAAGCCUUGAAGAGGAAUGUGGUGCAUGUCACAGAGCUGUGGGUGAACCAGGCGGCACAUCAGGUAUGCAGGUAAUACAGGGACUCAAGUUCACAUCAGGAGACCGGUGCCUUUGAUUGAGCAUUAUGAAGACUUCACUCCUUCCCGUUCACAUUCCCUUCCUUUGUUGCUUUGACUUGAUUAUCUGUGUAAAGACCAGAUCCAGCUGCUGAGUGACUUGAGGAAGAAUGGGGUGAACUUCUCUCACACGGGGAACUUUUAAUGUAAAAAGUAGCCUAACACACAUAAAUAGGCCAGGGAAUGCAUACUAGUUUUACUUACAUAUUGGGCCUCAUGCAAGAACGUAUUCUUAUCAUAAAUGUUUUUCUCUUCCUGUGAGUUUUGCUCAUACGAGUGUUCCUAGUCAGAUUCACCAAACUGCACAGUUUUGUAAAUUGCUCAUUUCAACUUAAUGACCACCAGCUGUUUACAAGUAAUUGAGCGUACAUGAGAUUUGAUCUUCAGCCUAAUCGACACCCAUAAACUGAGAUAUUUUGGGGGCAAGUUUCACUUAAAAAAUGCCAACAGAGUAAUUGCUUCACACCACAGAGUUUUAAAUCCCGCUGUCGGAAAUAAUAACAAACUUAGUUGCAUCAGUAGUUGUUCUAUAGGACCCCAAACAAUUCCAAAAUAUUAUUACAGCUGCCAAACACAUUUGAUACUCAUGUCAUCGAGCAGUGCUGUGCGGUGACAGAAACAAAGAUGGAAUAGUUUGACAUGAAGCGAGAUGCUAAAACCUGACUUACAUGACAGUCAUGGAGAUGGAUGACAGAUUUGCAGGUUAUGAUACUCUGUCGGGUGCAUCAAAGGACACUCACCUGGGUAGCGACCUGCAUAAAGACUGUAAGCCACAACAAUGAUGCAGUGAACAGAAUAUGACAUUUAAAAAAAAAAAAAAAGUUAAUUUCAGUUAUUAGUUACAAGUGGUCACACUACAGAUGAAUUUUGUUCAUACCGAAGUACGAGAAAAUGGGUAGCUGCAAUAAUCUCUACUCUUACAUACCACUAAAGAAUGAGUGUGAAUUGUUCUUGCAUGAGGCCCUUCGUCUUAAAUAACUGUAUGUUUUAGCACUUUUAAUGUAUUUCCCCGUGGAGCCCUCAUACUUACUACUGACUGAACACACUUGAAAAACCAUGAUGUCUGUUAUUUAGUGUCUGAUUAUGUGUUUGUGUAUGUAUUAUUCAUCGGUUUUAAUAUUUGUUUUAAGUUUUAGUUGUGUUGAGACAAAGAGUCGAGUUUAAAAAAGCGCGACCACUCGACCUAUUGAUUUUUUUCAAUUAGAGGACACAAUGGUCCCUGUAUUUUAUGAGGUCUUUUACAUUAAAUCACUCUAAGCUGAGUCAAUAGCUCAGUGGAUCUAAAGUCAAUUCAGACAGCUUGUCCUGAAUUUCAUCACUCUUCUGUAUUCAGAUCAUUUAAAGUCUUCCUUAGGAUGGAGACAGUAAGUAAUAAGAUUAGUGCACUGACUCAGUCCAUACCUUGUGGAUGUUUGUUUUUACCUGUAUUUCUCAGUGUUUUCCCAUACAUCUUACACUGCCUCAAGCUCUCAAGGCAGCACAUAUAAGGGAAAUAAUGAACUACUAAAAGCUCCACUCAGUGUGUGUCACAGUUUCCCAGUAAGUUUUGUUAAGUGCAUUAUAGUUCCUGUACUGAAAUCUUUUUAAUCACAGUUCAUAUUAAAGCUCAACCGAAUUAGCUGAAAUACUGAGUAUGGAAAUUAAUUCUUGGAAGUAGUCGGUUGACUCAGCUUUUCCUUGGAGCUGUCAGCCAUCAAGAGAUUGAGUUCGCUUGGUUGUCAUGGAGAUGGAUCUGUUGGCGUGUGAACUUGGAACGAAUACUCAUGCUUCACUUGCUAAUCCAGCACAAACAAGAAAUCCUGAAGGUGCUAUGGAUGACAAUACAUCUACCGGGCUUACAUUUCAUCCCAUCCAUCUCCAUGACAACCAAGCAAGCUCCGUCUGCCGAUGAAUACCGUGCGAUACAGUGGAAAGCCUCGCAAAAAGCUAGUCGGUGGACCUUGACUUUGGAUUGUUUUGUCACGCUAUUGAAAUAUUAAACCUGUGAUGUCAGCUAUGACGUAAGCUGACUUGCAGAAUUCUGUUGUGGCUUUCUAAAGACCUGCCUCAUGUUCAUAGUCCAUCAGAGAUUUUACAAGCAGGAUGUUUUUUAACAUUCACUAAAAUGAAUAAAAUUAGAGAGCUCUGUUCAGUUCACAUGCCAACCACUGUGCAACUGAUUAUUGAUGUGUGCAUAAGAAACAUCCCACAGUGCUUCAUUGAUUGAAAACACGACACUGACUUAACUCACUAUGAAGCAGCAUUUUUAAGACAAAAUAGGCCGUGCUCCCUUUACUUCUCAUGAAGGUGAUUGUAAAGAAUUUGCACUACGUCUUAGUUUACAUUAUUGUUUUUCUUUUGUCUUUUCUGUAACACUGAAACACUUGAUAUUUUAUGGUCAUAGUCAUCUUUACAUUGGCCUACAUUUGACAUUUUUGUACAUGCUGUUUCUCUAAACAUUCACUACUCCGUUGAUGAAUCUUUGUGUCCCCCAAGCUUGCAAGAAUUGCACUGUGUUGUGUUGUAAGGCUGUUAUAACAGACUGGUGACCAGAAAAUUAUCAUUUUAACUGUUUUGAAAGCAAAACAUUCCCUAAAACCUCUCUGAUUCUUCCUCAUAAUAUACAGUAACACACCCACUCUGAAAUCAGUAUCUGCAUAAACCUUGAAUUUCCUUCAUCGUGUGAUGAAACCUUAAGCGCAAAGCAUUUCAACAUAUCUUUGUAGCACAGCAACAGGCUCAUAGUAACACAGCCUUUUUUCCUGUUUGAAUGUAUUGCGUCUACUGCUGAGGGGGCUCAAGGGAUGUGAGAGUCGGUUCGUCUG